Molecule: messenger RNA, 420 nt
Organism: Helobdella robusta
Lineage: Eukaryota; Metazoa; Annelida; Clitellata; Rhynchobdellida; Glossiphoniidae
Exons: 4
Coding region: 1-420 (139 amino acids)
Biological process (GO): negative regulation of protein kinase activity
Cellular component (GO): nucleolus
Molecular function (GO): double-stranded RNA binding; protein kinase inhibitor activity; protein kinase binding
Source: RefSeq, a predicted model, not a curated record
AUGGAGUUAGGAGAAGGAGAGGAACAACAGAAAAAUGCAAGUAAAGUGGUUGUGUCAAAGAAUUUGGCAGAUUUACAAAGACUGAAGAUUGAAAAACUUAUGAAAAAUCCAGAUAAAUUAGCUUAUAUUCCAGAUAAAGGUAAAGAAAAAAUACCUAGAGCCUUCAAUCCUCCUGAAUUCGUUAGAAACAUUUGGGGAUCAAGUGCUGGAGCUGGUAGCGGAGAUUUUCACGUGUACAGAGGUGUCAGAAGGCGAGAAAAUAUCAGGCAAAAAUAUUUAGAAGCCAAAGAAAAAGAGGAAACCUUGAAUAAAAGGUAUUUAGAAAAAUUGGAGAAUAAUCGUUUGGAAGCAGAAGCUAGAACUGCAAAAAAACGACAAAAAAGGUUUUUUUUAAUUCUAGUUUUAUAUAUAUAUAUAUAA